Messenger RNA from Drosophila novamexicana, 2328 nucleotides. Its product is annotated as zinc finger E-box-binding homeobox 1. Gene Ontology annotation, molecular function: DNA-binding transcription factor activity, RNA polymerase II-specific; RNA polymerase II cis-regulatory region sequence-specific DNA binding. Gene Ontology annotation, biological process: regulation of DNA-templated transcription. Bases 14 to 1963 code for a protein of 649 amino acids. The record is from RefSeq and is a predicted model, not a curated record. NCBI's taxonomy places the organism in Eukaryota, Metazoa, Arthropoda, Insecta, Diptera, Drosophilidae. The transcript is spliced from 2 exons.
CAGAGACGACACAAUGUCUGUGGACUUUAUACUGCCCAAUCGCAACAAGAUACAAACGAUUGCCUACGCGAGCAAGAAAUAUGCGCCAGCCACUGAAUCCCACAGCUGGCGACGCCCCAAGUCAAAGCCGAGCAGCAGCAGCAGCAGCAGCCGGAACGGAAGCGGGAAUGGGAGCGGGCAGCAGACGCUGCGUAAACUGAGGCCGGCGGCCACAUCCAAUGUGGACAAAUCCCAUCCGGUGCUGCGCAAUGCCAAUAACAAUAACAGUAACACACACAAUGGCAAGAUGACGCUCAAGUCUGGCCCCAAGGAUAAGGAUAAGGAUAAGGAGUCUAAGCGCGGCGGCAGAGUUGCGCUCAAGCGUGAGAUAAUCGAGCUGGACGAGGAUGAGGGCAAUGUGCUGGCCCAGCCGGACGACGAGCAGCAAUUGGAAUGGUCGGCAGCACAGUCCCUGGUGCAAAUGAACUCUAAGCAGGAGCGCCGUCUAGGAACGGGAGCAGCAACAGGAGCUGUAACAGCAACAGGAGCUGGAGCCAAGGCAGUCUCAGCAGCCGCAGUAUCUAUGCGCCGUCCAGUGGCCUUUGGUCGCGCACCGGCCGAGGAUGGCAAGGUGAUCUUCUAUGCGCCGCCGGCAAAUGCCAACGGCUCCGCCAGACAGCCCCAGCCCAUAGCCAUAAAGCGCGAACGGGAGCAACAAGUGGCAGCGGCUGCGGCUGCGACCUCGGCCAUAUACAGGGGACGCAGCGUGGAGGAGACGGAGGCGGCACACGAUCUGCUGUCCUUGUCGCAAAGUCUGCCGCCGCUAAUUCCGCCCUGUGUGGUAACCAUUAUGAAGCAGGAAAUUUUGCAAAAGCCGCCGGAACAUUGCCUGCCCGUUAUGCAGGAGAUUUCGAACAAGUCACCGCAGUCGCCGCCGCCGCCGCCAUCGCCAGCGCCGUACCAGAGUAGCAGCAGCAGCAGCAGCAAUGGGGCCAGCUCCAAUAUCCGGUUCAUUGGCAGCAGCUCCUACGACUUGUUGAGCAGCGCGCCCGAAACAUCGAACAAUUGUUCGCCGCUGACGCCGCCCAAUUCCGAUCACAGCUCCGAUGUGGACAUCGACAUGUCCUCCUCGUCCGAAUCCGGCCAGCUGCACUGGAACAAGCAGCCGCCGCCGCCGCAGCAGCAGCAACAGCGUGCCUCCGCUUUAAAGAUGUGUCUCAACAUGCUCGACGGCCGCACCAAGGCCAGCAAGGCGGCCACCAAGGACAAGGAGCAGCAACAGCAGCUGCGUCCCAAGAGUGUCAACAGCAGCCAAAGCAGCAGCAGCAGCAGCGCCACCAGCGAGCCAGUAACUGGAGGAGCAGGAGGAGGAGGAGUAGCUGCACCUGCUGGCGAGAACUAUGCCAAGCGCAAGCGCGGCUGCUACAAGUGUUCGGAGUGCGGCAAGCAAUAUGCCACCUCGAGCAAUCUGUCGCGCCACAAGCAGACGCAUCGCUCCCUGGACUCGCAGUCGGCUAAGAAGUGCAAUACCUGCGGCAAGGCAUAUGUCUCGAUGCCAGCGCUGGCGAUGCAUCUAUUGACGCACAAACUCUCGCACAGCUGCGAUAUCUGUGGCAAGUUGUUCUCGCGCCCGUGGCUGCUGCAGGGUCAUCUGCGUUCCCACACCGGGGAGAAGCCGUACGUGUGCGUGCAGUGCGGCAAGGCGUUUGCGGAUCGCUCCAAUCUGAGGGCCCACAUGCAGACGCACUCGGGCGACAAGAACUUCAAGUGCCUGCGCUGCAACAAAACCUUUGCGCUCAAAUCGUAUCUGAACAAGCAUCUGGAGUCGGCCUGCCUGCGGGAUGCAGGCGCCAAGAAUAUGGACGGCGACGAUGAGGAUCUGGAUGAGGAAGAGGAUCUGAAGCAUGAUAACGACGAGCACGACGAACUCGAGGCGGACGAGCUGGACAGCGAUGAGAACAGCCAGGAUAUUGUGGUAGCCUAAGCUUAUCUAAUAUAUACGCAACUAAAAACUUUAAGAAACCUUAUACCUAAAAAUCCUAUAAGCAAUACUCGAGCACCCUUCCCGAAGGAAAUAUAUAAAUCAAAUCAGUCAACUAGCAGCUUAUUCUGAGUAGUUUUGAGCAUGUCGAGCAUGUGGAAUGUGUUGGUAACGUCUUGGAUGCCAGUUCUAGAUCUCAAGAGUCAAUAGCAUGUUUUCAAAAGCAGUUAUAAUACAUAUUAUUAUUAUACAUUAUUAUUACCUUAUAUUAUUAACAUUAUCUGACCUUUUCCGGUCCGGAAUGAGCGAAUCUCUCCAAGUUGGGCAUUUUUAUUGAAUGAAACAAAAACAAAAAACAAAAACAAAAA